Pongo pygmaeus (Bornean orangutan) is the source of this 639-nucleotide messenger RNA. Its product is annotated as large ribosomal subunit protein bL20m-like. Gene Ontology annotation, biological process: translation. Lineage: Eukaryota; Metazoa; Chordata; Mammalia; Primates; Hominidae. The record is from RefSeq and is a predicted model, not a curated record. Gene Ontology annotation, cellular component: ribosome. Gene Ontology annotation, molecular function: rRNA binding; structural constituent of ribosome.
AUGUUGGAGCUGAACGAAGGUUACAACCCUCUGAUCACAUGCGACGCCCAGCAAAACGGCGGCCGCGCAGCGCCUGUGUUGUUGAGGAUCCGGGACGCUGGCCCGCGGGCGUCUUGGUCUUCCUCACCGCUGCGAAAUCGCGUCACCUACCGCUACUGGCGGAUUCAGGAGGUGCUGAAGCACGCCAAGCACUUCCGGGGGGGAACGGGGUGCGGGAGAAAUUGCUGCUACAGGUUGGCGGUCAGAGCCGGGACUCUAGCCUUUGUGAAAUGCACCAAAACCGGAAACCUGAAGAAGAGGAUCAUGAAGACCCUCUGGAUUAAUCGAAUUACAGCUGCUACCCAGGAACACGGCCCGAAGUACCUAGCGUUCACUGGCAAUUUAAUUAAGUGCCAGGUGGAGCGCCACAAGAAAGUCCUAGCGGAUCUGGCUGUCUAUGAACCAAAGACUUUUACAUCUUUGGCUGCGUUGGCCAAUAGGAGGCGACAGGAAGAAUUUGCUGCUGCCUUGGGAGAUAGGAAGGCAGCAUUUUUUUCCAGAAUGGUACAGCACCGCUGAGGACCGUUGCUGUAUUGACUAGGAGAAGACACAGAGUAAUUUGCAGUUUAUUUGAUUUGUACUUGUGUUUAUCCACAUUCC